Molecule: messenger RNA, 1199 nt
Organism: Diuraphis noxia (Russian wheat aphid)
Lineage: Eukaryota; Metazoa; Arthropoda; Insecta; Hemiptera; Aphididae
Source: RefSeq, a predicted model, not a curated record
AUGAGGAACGACGUCGUCAGGCCGCAGAAAGAACUCCGGAUUCACCAAACUAAUGAUUGCGUAGUUAAGUUUCUUAAAAAUGUAGCCGAAGGCAAGCUCUCGAAUGGCAAUUGUAGACCACAAACGGGACAACCAAUUCAACCUCAAGCUGGAUCGCCUCUGGACUCGAACAUCGGCAACAACAAUAACAACAACAAUAUUAACAACAACAACAACAACAACAACAACAACAACAACAACAACAACAGCGCCAUUUCACGACGAGGUUGGCGAGGUGAAUGGCGACGAACUGAUCCAGGCACGGUGUAUAGUUACAUAUGGAAGAGCAGUGAUCAGCCACUUGGUAAAGCCGAGCUGUAUAUAAUACUUGCCCUGCUGAUCGGCAUGGCCACCGUCAUAGUCGGCUGCUGGCUGUCAGACAAUUGUUGGUCACCCGAACCGGAACAACACUACACGAUAGCAUGGCACGACCGACACCGAUGGAUAUGAGCUCGUCCGCGGCUGUCGUUCCGGACGGCGCAUUAUAGUAAUAAUACAAUAAUAAUAAUAAAUAAAACAUUUUGAUUUACAUUUUAACCUCGCGGUUUUCUGUAAUAUAACGUAUAUAAUCGUCGACCGAAGACACUAUUAAAUCGUAAAUCAUCGUAUAGCAAACAACAAUAAUAAUAUAUAAUGAUAUUAAUAAUAAUGAUUAUCGGUCGGAAGUGAUGGGUAAUUAAUUAAUAAUAUGGACAUUUGUGUUAUCGGAUCGUAACGGUUUCUAACAGAAAUUAAUCGAUAACUUUUGUUUCGUCACAUAUGACAAAUUGUAUUUUCAGUCUACAAACUACCGACCGUUGUUACCGCUUGUUUUUCAUACUCAUAUGAGUAUAUAAUAUCUAAACUCUUAUAUACGCAGUUAAUAUAACACAGUUUUAAAUUUUUUUUUUUAAAUUUUAAAUUACAUUUUCUGAAAAUAAUAACCUGCAAUUAUAACAAAUAUAAUUUAUAAUAAUAACUCCUGAGGCGUCUUCGAAAUGAAAACGUUGAAAUUAAUGUAUGAUMUUAAAUUCCUCCAUUGUAUUUACGGUCAUCAAAUGAACAUGAAUUACAUCACUACUUGUACUUAUUAAGUGUAGUAGUGUUACAUCGUUUUUAUAAUAUCAUGUUAGUAGUGUUGUCGGUAUUUUAAAAUUAUUUUUUUUUUUUAACAUGUACAU